Molecule: messenger RNA, 897 nt
Organism: Dichotomopilus funicola
Lineage: Eukaryota; Fungi; Ascomycota; Sordariomycetes; Sordariales; Chaetomiaceae
Product: ATP synthase subunit gamma, mitochondrial
Exons: 4
Coding region: 1-897 (298 amino acids)
Biological process (GO): proton motive force-driven ATP synthesis
Molecular function (GO): proton-transporting ATP synthase activity, rotational mechanism
Source: RefSeq, a predicted model, not a curated record
AUGCUGUCCAGAGCUGCCCGCCCGGCGCUAAGGGCCGGUGCUGCCGUCUCGUCCCGAGCGGCCGCUCCCGCAGCCACCUUCGCGACGUUGCGCGAGAUUGAGGGCCGCCUCAAGUCGAUUCGCAACAUCGAGAAAAUCACCAACACCAUGAAGAUUGUCGCCUCGACCAAGCUGACCCGCGCUCAGCGUGCCAUGAGCGAAUCCCGCAGUUACGGCGAGACCAGCAACCAGGUAUUCGAGUCGGCCGAGACCAAGGGACUUGAGGGCGAGGGCAAGAAGAAGCUGCUGGUUGUCUGCAGCUCCGACAAGGGUCUCUGCGGUGGUGUCCACUCCGGCUUGUCUCGCUACAUCCGCCGGAGGGCGCUUGAGGACUCCAACUUCGACCUGGUUAUCCUCGGCGAGAAGUGCCGCUCGCAGCUGCAACGGACCAACGCUAAGAACAUCGUGCUUAGCUUCGCCGGCGUUGGCAAGGACGUGCCCACUUUCGCCGAGGCCCAGGCUGUCGCUGACCAGGUUGUCCUGCUCCCCGGCGAGUACUCUGAUGUUGAGAUCAUCUACAACAAGUUCGUCAAUGCUCAGACCUAUGAGCCGACCUCUGUCCCAGCCUUCAGCGAGGAAGCCAUCGCUGCAUCUCCCAACUUUGCUGCCUUCGAGGUCGACGAGGAGCUCCUCUCCAACCUCCGCGAGUAUGCGCUCGCCAACUCCCUGUUCUGGGCUCUUUCUGAAGGCCACGCUUGCGAGAUCUCUGCCCGCCGCAACGCCAUGGAUAACGCUUCCAAGAACGCCGGCGAGAUGAUCAACAAAUACCAGAUUCUGUUCAACCGCACUCGCCAGGCCGUCAUUACCGGCGAACUGGUCGAAAUUAUCACUGGUGCCACUGCCUCGGAGGACAUGUAA